AUGACAUGCAGUCAAUGGUCUUCAUUGCAGGAUGCACACAAGCAGCCGAGGAUUCGCCUCGCCUUCCUGGCCAGACGAGCAGAUUGCUUCGCCAGCUGCUGCACGGGAGAAGUCCAAGGCAUUGUCGUUUCAAAGUCCAGCUACGAGUUUGUGCGGCUGCCAACGACACCAGUCUUUGCUACUGUCGAUUUGCCUGCACCUGAACCACCGGAGCUGGGGGAAAGAAGCUUCAGCACCGCACCAGGACCAGAAGCAAGCGGACUUACCCCGAGGGAGGACAGGUCUGUCCCGGCAGGUUUACUCAGUGGCGUUUCUUGGUGA
Molecule: messenger RNA, 321 nt
Organism: Pyricularia oryzae 70-15
Lineage: Eukaryota; Fungi; Ascomycota; Sordariomycetes; Magnaporthales; Pyriculariaceae
Exons: 2
Coding region: 1-321 (106 amino acids)
Source: RefSeq, a predicted model, not a curated record